GUGAGGAAAGGAGCGGAUCAGAAGAGAGGGGAUAAAAGGUUCCUUCCCUUCAAAAUGGACCUCAAUGACACUUCUGAAGAAAGCCUUUAUGGAGACUACGAGGUCUACGAUGAUUUUGAUGCGGCUGCAGAUCUCCGCGACUCCAUGCGUGUACUCUCUAUGGUGGUCUACAGCAUCGCCUUCCUGCUGGGAGUGACAGGAAACAGCCUGGUCAUCUUUGUCACCGGUUUCCGGAUGAAGAGGACGGUCACCACUGUCUGGUUCAUCAACUUGGCUAUCGCUGACUUUGUCUUCACUUUCUUCCUCCCAUUGAGUGUGGCCUACAUGGCUCUUGGCUUCCACUGGCCCUUCGGGAAGGCCCUUUGCAAACUCAGCAGCGCGGUGGCCUUCCUCAACAUGUUUGCCAGCGUCUUCCUCCUCAUGGUCAUCAGCAUGGACCGCUGCAUCUCUGUGAUGUGUCCCGUCUGGGCCCAGAAUUACCGCUCCCCCCGACUGGCAUCCCUGGUGGCUUUGGGUGUCUGGAUAGCAUCUCUGGCACUCAGCUCCCCAUAUCUUGCUUUCCGGGACACCAGGCCCUCUCCUGUGGAAGAGAACACCACCCACUGUUAUAACAACUUUGCCUUGUCCAGUGACCUUCAUUCAGAGGAAAUGACCAAGCUGGGAGAGCGACGGCACCAGGCCAUGGUGCUGAUCCGUUUUGUAGCUGGAUUCCUGGUGCCUUUUACUAUCAUCCUGAUCUGUUAUGGUAUCAUCAUGACCAAGCUGAAGGGAAACCGGAUCACACGCUCAAGCAGGCCCUUCAAGAUCAUGGUGGCCGUGAUCUUGGCCUUCUUCAUUUGCUGGUUCCCUUAUCAUGUCUUCUCCUUCAUGGAGAUGUCCGUGUCCAUGGUCACACCUUGGCUACAGACAGUGCUGGUUGUGGGCAUCCCCUUGGCUUCGGGUCUAGCUUACAUUAACAGCUGCCUGAAUCCUUUCUUGUAUGUCUUUGUGGGGCAGGACUUCAGGGAGAAGCUGCAGACCUCGGUGCUGGCAGCUUUUGAGAAUGCCUUCAGCGAGACUUCAGCCCAAGUGCUGACUAAGAGCAAAUCCAGUAUGGAGGUGGACUCUCAUCUAGUCUAGAGCAAGAGCUGGCAGAUGUCAGGCUUAUGGGACAUCCUAUACUAUCUGUCCCCAAUUCUUGCACUCCGUCAACUAAACAAGGACUUUGAAGGGUACAGACAGAUGAAAAAAAGGCAGAUCUGAGCAUGAAACAUUUUUUUAAAGGAAUUGGCCUAAGUUAUUAAUGACUACAUACCACAUACCUUAAUUAGGCUCUAAUUAG
Pogona vitticeps (central bearded dragon) is the source of this 1321-nucleotide messenger RNA. RefSeq names its product chemerin-like receptor 1. Gene Ontology annotation, molecular function: N-formyl peptide receptor activity; complement receptor activity. The record is from RefSeq and is a predicted model, not a curated record. Gene Ontology annotation, biological process: complement receptor mediated signaling pathway; positive regulation of cytosolic calcium ion concentration; inflammatory response. Gene Ontology annotation, cellular component: plasma membrane. NCBI's taxonomy places the organism in Eukaryota, Metazoa, Chordata, Lepidosauria, Squamata, Agamidae.